AUGGCAGAUCGUCCAGCCCAGUCGGCGUCUCGACCGCACUUUACGAAUCCGUGGAAAACCGGCGCACCGGCCAAGACUCUACAGGAUGCGCCGGAUGGAAAGAUAGCUCAUACACUGACGGCUUGUACGAGAUGUCGACAAAGAAAAUCCAGAUGCGAUCCAGGGAUACCGAGAUGCGAACCAUGCGAACGAAGCAAUGCGCGAUGUGUCUACUACGACUCGACAAGAAACCAGACAAUUUCCCGCUCCUACAUAGUCCAACUACGAGAAAGAGCUCGUGCGCUUGAAAGAGAAAUUGAGGUAGCAGAAAAAGAAGUCAGGCACGCUGCCGAUGCCGAGCUAAUGGUUCGAGGCGCCGGUCGUAUAAGGUUUGCAGCAAAUGAUGAGCCGAGAUAUUUAGGACCGUCCAGCGGGAUUGCUAUAACGAGGCUGGUAAUGGAAUUAGCGAAGCAAAACACCGACUCGAAGAGUAUCAAAGACGUCGUCCCGGAAAUGACUGCGCAAGAGAUUCGUGACAUGUUUGCAAAGGAGAGCUCCAAGCCGACAUCUAAGGUCUAUCCGAUGAUUAGUUCUGUACCUCAAGACAGCUUACCCCCACGGGGGCUAACCAACAAGCUAAUUGAUCUCUACAUGGUCAAAGGUCAAGCCAUGCUUCCAGUGUUGCAUGAGCCGACGUUCCGACAAGAUGCGGAGGACGUUUUCGGCGCAUCUCAAGACGCUGUCCAAAACUUCCAACUACGGAUGGUCAUUGCAAUCAGUAUGCAGAAACUCAGUCCCGAGUACGCGGGGUUGGCCGAUAGUUACUACUUAGCAGCUCUGCCUUUUCUGCAGCCAUCGCUGCAACGAAUGGACCUCAGAUCCCUGCAGUGUCUGGCCUUAAUUGCCCAGUACUCUUUGGUAACGCCAACCAGGACGGCAUCAUACUGGGUGGUUGGAGCAGCCGCAAAGCUCACUCAGGAACUGGGACUUCUUGAAGAGGAUAACAUCACCAAGUCCGCAUCAGGCGAGCCGCUAAAUGUUUUGGAAAUGGAUAUGCGUCGGCGAGUAGCAUGGGUCGUCAUCACCAUGGAAUUUGGACUUGCUCAUAGUUUAGGUCGUCCGAAUGCAUUUUGCAUUAGCCAUGAUCACUUGAAUAUCAAAUUUCCCCAACUCGUGGACGACCGUUUCAUCACUGCGCAAGGAAUACUGACAGGAGCCAAGCCAAUUUGGGCCAAGUGUAUCGCAAUACAUUUUUUCAAAAUGCGAUUAUUGCAAGCAGAGAUACGGCGGACACUCUAUUUGAAUAAGCGAGAAGCUCCCCUCAGUGACCAAGAUCCUUGGUUCGAACAGAUGUUGACCAAAAUAGACCACUGGGUUGAAUCAUGUCCCAAGGAGGACGGCGGCAGUGGUCUGAGCAAAACUUGGUUCGUUGGCCGAAAGAACACCAUGAUUAUUAUGCUACAUCGGCCCUCUCCUCAAAUACCGGAACCGUCGGUUGAAGCUGCUCGAAAAUGUUACGACGCAUGUGCCUUCAAUGUGAAAAUGCACAUGGACCAGAUGUCAACUGGCUCUGUUGACUUGACAUGGGCAUCCACUCAAUCUCUGUUUAUGGCCAUCACCACAAUGCUGUGGACGCUCUCGUAUCCUGAUAUCCGCAUAGAGCACGAUAUUGAGGAAGUCAAAUCCUAUCUUCAGAUCGCCUUGGAGGCGGUCGCUAUAUCAGCACAACGAUGGCCAGGAUGUGAGUCCGCCCUACAGCUAUAUAGAAGCCUCAUAACGGCAUGUCUUAAAGCUUAUGACACUGCGGAAUCUUUUGUUGUGCAUACACCAUCAACCCAGCCGUCACCAGUGUCACUACAAGAAUCAACGCCGCCGCCUUUUGUUUCAAGUCCGUCAUCCAAGUCACAACAUUCCGUACAAACAGUUAUAUCUGCGGCGACGACGGCGUCAGAUGCAGAAAAAUACAUCCCAAACUCAAGAGGUCCCUCAGCAGAACCUGCUCAAAAACACACCCCGAAUCAAGACCAGUCUACCCCGCCGACUACUCAGGUCUCAUCAUCUCCCAUAUACAUGCCUUCACAGGCUCAUGUAGUACCACCGAAUGCCAAUACCAGCAAACAGCCACACGGACGAAACAUCAACCAUAGUCAGUAUGCAAACACACCUAUGUAUGCCUCGUACGGUGACCCUAACUUUGAUCCUUCUACACCCUUCAAUACCUUUCCCUCGAUUGUGCCUGGUCUUCCUAGUUGGGACCCUAACUACACAACGGUGCCAGUCACUACGAGUGAGGGGGGCUAUAUUAACAUGAGCGCCGACCCCGCCUUCUGGUUGGGUCCGUUUGGGGAUCAAUACUCCCAAUAUUCGAAUCAGCCAGGUCCUUGGCGAGGCCGGACGUUGAGUCAAGAAGAACAGAUAGAACUGAUGGACUCUUUGGCAGAUAAUAUACCGGAUGUGUCGUAUAUGUUGACCAAGGCCACAACCAUAUACUACCCUUCAUGAUAUGAAA
Molecule: messenger RNA, 2488 nt
Organism: Talaromyces stipitatus ATCC 10500
Lineage: Eukaryota; Fungi; Ascomycota; Eurotiomycetes; Eurotiales; Trichocomaceae
Product: C6 transcription factor, putative
Exons: 4
Coding region: 1-2481 (826 amino acids)
Biological process (GO): DNA-templated transcription; positive regulation of transcription by RNA polymerase II
Molecular function (GO): sequence-specific DNA binding; zinc ion binding; DNA-binding transcription factor activity, RNA polymerase II-specific
Source: RefSeq, a predicted model, not a curated record